Molecule: messenger RNA, 3309 nt
Organism: Mixia osmundae IAM 14324
Lineage: Eukaryota; Fungi; Basidiomycota; Mixiomycetes; Mixiales; Mixiaceae
Exons: 4
Coding region: 1-3309 (1102 amino acids)
Source: RefSeq, a predicted model, not a curated record
AUGACCUCGGACUCGGGCUCCGACUCAGACAGCAGUUCAGGCUCAGAUUCGAGCUCAGGUCAAUCGUCGCACGCACUGACGCGAGGUCCUGGCUCAAAGGCGACUCCAAGAAUGGCAGCUCCACCUACUUCUGCCACGCCUGUCAGAGGCAGGGAGUCCCAGUCGCCAACGAAGAAGACGCCAAAAGUGUCCAAGUCCACUCAAGAGACGGCUACUCCUGCUGCUGCUGCUAAGACAACUGACGCGACGGAGACCGCCAAUGGUACUGCUAAAAAGAGGGCGAGGAUGGUCCCUUGCCCGUUCCAUGGGUGCAGUGAUGCCCUUUCGAGCUAUUCCAGAGUACAAGUUCAUCUCGAGAGCGAUCACAACCUCACGCCAGAGACGAUCUCCAAAGACUAUGUCGAAUUCUCGCGCAACGUAGCUCAGGCGGCCAAGAAUGCAGCUGCAGCCAAGAAGAGGCGCGCAUCAUCCGUAGAGCCCCCAGUCACGAAAGCGGCCCCUGCAGCUCCUCCUGCGGCCAAGCCCAAGUCUGCUGCCACUGUCGAGACAGACAGCAGCGACGAUGAUAGCGAUAGCGACAGCGAUGACGACGACACUGAUGUGCCAGCACCCGCGCCCGCGCCCGUUGCCGUUCCAGCUCCCGCCAAGAAAGCACCCGCCAAACCAAAGUCUACCGAGAAACCCAUCUCGAGCUCAUCUAACAAGGAUGCCAGUGAAGGCGCACUUGCCUUGUCCAAAGCACGCAAUGCUCGCGAGCUCUCUGCUGAGCGCGCUGCAUAUUACGAGCGCUACACAUCAGAUACAACCCUCCGCAAACCUGCGCCGGCAGACAGCUCAGACGAGGCUGAUACUGACGCAGAGACUGCACUAGCGGUUGAGCCUGCGCCGAUCGCUAUAACUAGCGCAGGUGACGAAACUGCUCCUAAGAGGCCCCGUGGCCGUCCGCCAAAAGUGAGACCUGAAGGCGAGCCAGCUCCUGCGCCCGCUCGCAAACGCAAGGCAAAGACUGCUGGGCCUGAUGGCGAGGCGCAUACCGAUGGCGUCAAUGUCAGCGUAAGCGUGAAGCGAGGGAAAAACGGCGCAUCUGGAAAGGCGGAUGAGCCUGCAGCGAAGCGCACCAAGGUGACCAGUCCAGCCAUGGAUCGGCAGUCGAGCUCAGUCCCGCCUGUGCCGGGUCGUGCUUUGAUCGAAGCCUACUUCCCUGUCGAAGAACGACAAUUUCUGCAAUGGAAUCUCGUGGACAACAGGCAGCCCAAUGCCGUGCUUCUGACGGUUCCUGUACCUUCUUCUCUCAUCACUCGCAGCACACCUGCUGCAGAGGGAGGUGCCUUGCUCAGUCAUAGCCUCUCGCACGCAAUGAAUCCAUUCUCAUUUGCUCCGCCAUCUUAUUUGCCUUACUCUCGCUUUCAACCUUCUGUGGCCCCUCAGCCUGUGGCCCCUCAGCCUGUGGCCCCUCAGCCUGCAGAAGUGGGCCUUCUCCUCCGCAAUCCUGAUGGUCGUUACGAUGUACAAUGGUCUCCAACGCCUUCUAUACCCAUGCCGUCGGCACAAUACUCGCCUGUGCCAAUUCUUAUACCACCUGUGCCUGCGCCCCGCUAUGAUGCUUAUACCGGUCAACCUUUGUACCAUCCUGCCCCACCUCAAGCGAGGUUUGAUGCUUUCACCGGCAUGCCACUCGCGCCUGCUGCAUCCUUCUCUCAACAGCCUGCACCGGCAAGUGCAGAAGCAACACCCACUCGAACUCGACCGCCCGGUCUUCCUCGCGCUGCAGCCAGCUUACAUGCGAGACCAAGUGCUCAGCGUCAGCGUGCGAGAUCGAGACUACGCGAACAACUCCUGGCCGAAGAGAAUACCAAUACUUUGACUGAAAGCAGCAUCGACAAUGACAUGACUGAGAGUGCUGCGACUUCGCCGGCAGCUUUGGCUGAAGCACGUCUGUCUUCUGAGGCUGAGACGAGCUCUGACGACACUGCGCAGCCUGUGCGGAGCUCUAGACCGCUCGCUCAAGCCUCAUCUGCGAAGGGCGCGAACCGAGAAGCAGACAUGCCUAUCGCGCCCGGAACUUCAGCUGCUAGCAUAGCUAUGUCAUCGCUACCGACUCGAGAGCCAAGCACAAAUGCCGAUACCAGCGAGACUGAGGCAGUCUCGAGCGACGAGGGAAGCCCCGAUGAAGGCAGCCGACCUCCAAACCGCAUCAACCGAAGACGAACGCCGUCUCCUUUUGCAGAUGAAGCGUCAAGUGACGAAGAACAAUGGCAAGUGGACCACCAUUCCAGAGCUUUCGGCGCCGCAAACCAGAUACCAUCUGUUCUGACAGUUGCCGCGACGCGCUUAGCUCAGCAAAGCCCUGCCGUAGAGCUUACUACACCGCCAAAUAUUAAGGCGCCAUCUAUCACCGGCUCGCGUGUUGACGAUGCGAUCGUCUCAACCAAGGACCUCCACCAAACGACUGCAGGCACGUCAGUGGCUGCGAGUUCGGACGAUGCUCAAUCCGACGAGAGCGAAGAUGACGAACAGCAGUCGCAUCCAUCAAAGCUCAAAGCAAAGUCCGACGCGGCCGAGGAAGCGCGUAGAUCAUUCUCUUCAGUCAACGAUGCUGCUAGUCAAAGCCUGGAACCCGAUUCGCAGUUUGGCAUGAGCGAGCUUGAAUCGCCGCCGAUCUUGUCACCAGAGGCGCCUUUGUCGAUUCCACAAGUUGCUCGUCGGUCGGUAACGGUGUCUUCGGAUGAUGAUUCGAGCAUGACAGCCAUACCUCGUAAAAUUACUGCGGCAGAACACACAAGAGACACGUCAGCGCAGCCAGCUAGUCCACUGACAGCCGCAGAUCCUGCAGUGCCAUUGCAAGAUCACACUGAAACCGAUGAGCGCCCAGAAUCAUCAGAUGGCGCGCCUUCGGGUACAGCUUUAGGCAACAACGACGCGGACACUAUCACGUCGCGUCUUCGCAGCAGGACGGCCUCGCCCGGUCAUCUGCGUAGCAAGGACAAGGCCGCGAUUCGCGCGGAAGGUGUGGAGGUGUCAGCGAGCCAGGCAGCAGGCAAGAAGGCGGGGGCAGGAAAGAGAUCAGCCAAGGCUAAACCAGAAGCAGCAAAGCCAAUCUCAACUAGAAUGAACGGCCUCAAAAGACCUCAAAAGGCGAGACCCUCAAUGUCGAAUAUUGAGAAAAGACUCAACGAAGGGACAUUGCCGCCUCUUGCGGUCACGCAAAGUCAGAGCAAAGCGGCCAGUCGGUCGAGAAGAAGCGCGCAGAAUAAUGACACGUCUGCCCAACAAACGGCAAGCGAAAGCUCGGACGAUUCCGACGAUUAA